GCGGGGCGGGCUCGUGCGGUGGCGGCGGCGGGAGAGGGAGCGCGCGCGCCAUGGGGGCGGCGGAGCCCGACCUCUACCGGGACACGUGGGUCCGGUACCUGGGUUAUGCCAAUGAGGUGGGUGAAUCCUUCCGCCCACUGGUGCCGGUGCCGGUGGUGUGGGCCAGCUACGGCGUGGCCACCGCGUACGUGACCGCCGAUGCCAUCGACAAGGGCCGCAAAGCUGCCACCGCACACGUGCAGGACCCAGCGCAGGCCACGCGGGUCGGGGUGGCCGUGGUGGACACAUUCAUCUGGCAGAGCCUGGCCUCGGUGGCCAUCCCCGGCUUCACCAUCAACCGGCUCUGUGCCGCCUCGCUGGCCCUGCUGGGCACCCUCACCCGCUGGCCACUGCCCCUGCGCCGCUGGGCCACCACCGCCCUGGGGCUGGCCACCAUCCCCGUCAUCAUCACCCCCAUCGACAGGACCGUGGACUUCCUGAUGGACUCCAGCCUCCGCAAGCUCUAUGGGGCACCCGGAGAGCCCCCGGCCCCGCACUGAGCCCCCCCCGGGGACACUGAACCUGAUCUUGGGGUGCUGAGACCCACAACUGUGAACCCCCCUCCCCUGAUCCCACACCCGGUGACGGCUCCGGGGCUGGUCCUAAUAAACCAUUUCAAGGCUGA
Neopsephotus bourkii (Bourke's parrot) is the source of this 664-nucleotide messenger RNA. RefSeq names its product mitochondrial fission process 1 (gene MTFP1). Bases 51 to 539 code for a protein of 162 amino acids. Gene Ontology annotation, biological process: mitochondrial fission. The record is from RefSeq and is a predicted model, not a curated record. Lineage: Eukaryota; Metazoa; Chordata; Aves; Psittaciformes; Psittacidae. Gene Ontology annotation, cellular component: mitochondrion. The transcript is spliced from 4 exons.